UUCCUCUGGCAACACUGGUGCCUGCUAGUUUGGUUUUUGAAACUCCUGAGCAAAAUUUCAUAAAUUUAGACUGAAUUAUCAAUUUUCAAUACGUUGUGUAUAGUCUAAAACAUAAAAGUGAACAUCUUUCUUAUAAUUAAAUAGUCCAGCACUCCAAGUGACUUCAAAAAUUUUGGUUUUGCAUUCUAAACAAAUUUGGUGCGCGUGGGCUGUCGGCCAUCAUUACCUUUUUACCAAAACAAAAUGAUUUGCCCGGCAUGCGAAAAACCAAUAGGUGACCGUGAGUUAUUACGAUGCACCGCGUGUAAUAAGUGCUACAACUUCCAAUGCGUGAAUAUUUCGGUCUCCUACUAUCAGGCUAACCUACAAAAUCUGCGUCGUCUAUGGCAAUGUCCUGAAUGUAACGGCAAGAUAAAUACUAGACGGCGAGGCGACAGCACUCCGAUCCGCCGCCUACCUGAUGCAGCCAGUGCAGGUGCGCCCGAUAUGGAUAUGUCAUGUGAGGAAAUAGAGCCAGCUACUGAAAAUGCUGCAACUCAUCGCACAGGCUCUGGAGAUUCCGACAGUAUCACGUACGAUAAGUUUGCUGAACUGAUGGACAAGAAGCUGGAAUACAAACUUGGCACCAAAAUAGAUAGUCUGAAGUGCAUUCUGGAAGGCAAACUUGAGGCCAUGAUAACCAAUGCAAACCACAAUGCUGCUGCUGGGCCUGGCUCGGAACAAGAUGGAACGAUUGCACAGCUGCAGGAAUCUAUUGCAGAACUUCGCUCGGACCUCAAUGAGCGGGAACAAUCAGCUCUGCUUACAGAUAUUGAGAUCUCUGGGAUCCCGGAGCUUGAUGGUGAGUCCCCACUUCAUAUAGUGAUGGCUGUUGCGAAAAAGCUGGGAACUAUUCUUGAGGAAAGGGACAUUGUGUCUGCCAUGCGCAUGGGACCAAGGCGCAUUGUCAGCAUAAGCAGCAGUGGACCCACAUCGCGGUCCCGCCCCCUGGUAAUCCGUUUGGCUCGGCGUGCUACCCGUGAUGAGCUGAUCAAGUGUGCUAGGGUGCGGCGAGGGGCAACCACAACAGACCUUGGCUUGGCAGCUCAUGACCCCAAGCCAUUUUACCUGAACGAGCGUCUCACAAAAUUCAACAGAAUUCUAUUUGGAAAGGUCAGAGUGAGUCGACAGCAAAAAAAUUGGAAGCAUGCUUGGACGAGGGAUGGCAGAAUAUAUGCAAGGCAAACUGAUGUCUCCCCAGCCUUCCUGAUCCGUUCUGAAGCUGAUCUAGAGCAUAUUUUUGGUGUUAAUUUGCCUAAAUCUUCUACCUGAGCUAUUUAAUAUAUUUGUUUUUAUUCAAUGUGUCAUUUACCUACUUAGUGUCCAUUCUGCAUUGGAAUUUGUGUGUUCAUACUUGAUCAUAGGCUCUGUUAUUUUAUAUCAAGCUGAUUUUGAAUUGAAUAACAUACCGACACUGCUUUCAAACUGCAGUUUUGUCCUUUCUGACCUGUGCAUUCUACAUAGUUUAGUGGCAUUCCAGUUUUUACAUGUAGAAUCCUAUCAUUAUAAUGUUCCUUUUAACUUUUGGUUGUACCUUAUGUUAAUAUCAAAACACUUUAAAAUGUUAUCUAACUGUUAUUAUUGUUAUGUAACUAGUCUGAUGUUUGAAAAUAGUCUAGCCUUCCUGAUCUGUUCUGAAGCUGAUCUAGAGCGUGUUUUUGGUGUCAAUUUGCCUAAAUCUUCUACCUGAGCUAUCUAAUAUAUUUGUUUUUUCUUCAAUGUGUCAUUUACCUACUUAGUGUCCAUUCUGCAUUGGAAUUUGUGUGUUCAUACUUGAUCAUAGGCGCUGUUAUUUUAUAUCAAGCUGAUUUUGAAUUGAAUAACAUACCGACACUGCUUUCAAACUGCAGUUUUGACCUUUCUAACCUGUGCAUUCUACAUAUUUUAGUGGCAUUCCAGUUUUUACAUGUAGAAUCCUAUCAUUAUAAUGUUCCUAACUUUUGGUUGUACCUCAUGUUAAUAUCAAAACACUUUAAACUGUUAUCUAACUGGUAUUAUUGUUAUGUAACUAGUCUGAUGUUUGAAAAUAGUAUUAAUGAAACAACCCUUGCUGUCUAUGUUUCUGUAUUAAACAUCUGUAGCAUUGUCGACAGCUAAUAUCUUCUUGUAUCUUACAUGUCUAAUGCUAUGCUAUAUAGUAGUCUACUGGAAAUAUGAAUAAUUAAACAACUGUUGCUUUUUUAUGAUUCUGUAUUAAAUAUAUGUGGCAUUGUUCACAUCAAUCAAUCAGUGCUACUUAUUCAUUUGCUGGAAAUUAAUAUUAUUUGUUACAUUAAUGUUUUCAAAGUACACUAGUAUCUUGCAUUAUAUUAUUGUGAUAGCUCAUAAAUAUGUAUUACUGUACCUAUAUUCAUGCCUGCAUAAUGUUUUUUUUAGUUCUGUCUGUCUGUGUGGUAAUGACUGUGUGUUUGUUACUGAGACUAGUAUUUAUAUAACAUAAACUAUAAUACCUACAGGUUUUGUUUGCUUAGUGCUAUUUCACCUACUUAUAUCAAUAUACAUAAAUAUUAAUAUUAUAUUUAGUCUUGCAUUGUUGAACCUUUUUGUAUCUAGAUAUGUACCUACUAUCUACGUAUGUGAUGCUGUUCUUGAAUUAAUUAACAUGCCCACACUAUUUCCAUGCAGGAGCAUUGGGCUGUUUUACAUCUGUGUAUUGUACCUACAUAAUUAUUUUUAUUAUGUGAUAUUCCUCUGUGUACUUGUGGGUGCCUAUAAUCAUAGACUAAAUAAUCCUCAAUAUUUUCUGAUAUACCUUAGCAAUGAGUUGAAACUAUGUAACUAUUGUUUUGUGGUUGUCUUUGUGUUAUAUACAUACUGGAGGUGUACUAUGUACCAGUUAGGAUGUUGCUUGCUCAAUUUAAAUUCAGACAGGUUGAGUGUUGAAGUGGAACAGGAG
Plutella xylostella (diamondback moth) is the source of this 2935-nucleotide messenger RNA. RefSeq lists its product as uncharacterized. The record is from RefSeq and is a predicted model, not a curated record. Lineage: Eukaryota; Metazoa; Arthropoda; Insecta; Lepidoptera; Plutellidae.